CUGAAGUGCCCUGUCGCUUCAAGACUAUAAAAGAAAUGGAUUGUCUAUUUCUUCAUCACUUUCAGUCUUUAAACAUUGUGGUCACUAUUACUCCACAUAAUUAAUAAUGUAUUUUCAAAAGCAGACAUUCUGUUUACUCCUAAUCCUGAAAAUGACUAUUGCCACCAUCGGAGAUUCUGGACCCGAAGACCAUGGAGAAAGUCAUGGAUGGGAAGAUUUUAAGCCAUCAACAUACGAAUACACAUAUGAGGGACCGCAUAAAAUAGAACAAACGAAACCAGUAAAUAUAGAGGUGAUCAAGAAGACAGGAGUACCACAACCUCACCCAGUCAAAAUUCCUGUACCGCAAGUGAUAAAAGUUCCCGUUCCACAACCGUACCCUGUUCAAGUAUCUGUACCACAUCCCGUAGCCGUUCCAAUUUAUAAGUUGGUACCUCAAGAAAUCGAAAAGAAGAUCCCAAUUCACGUUAAUAAGUUGGUACCAGUUUACAUUAAGAAACCUUAUCAAGUUAUUAUGGAAAAACAUUAUCCUGUAUAUGUUGACAAACCGUAUCCCGUACACGUACCUGUUUACAAACAUGUGUAUCAAGAAGCCAAAAAGAGCCAUAGUGGAUUCGACAAACACCACCACCACCACCAUUAGGUUCUUGAUGAACGUUGUUGUUAUGAAUAUGUGAUCUUUUUUUUUGUUGAUG
Psylliodes chrysocephalus is the source of this 695-nucleotide messenger RNA. The record is from the annotation of a GenBank genome assembly. Lineage: Eukaryota; Metazoa; Arthropoda; Insecta; Coleoptera; Chrysomelidae.